AUGACUUCAUGGAAGAAAACAAUCGCAACGCCAUUCAAGAAAGCGGCAACGUUCUUUAACCAACCGCAGCAAACGCCGCACAACCGCGGCGGUCACGGUCACGCAAACGCGAAAGCAAGAGAAGAACAUGAGAGACGAGCGGUGAAAGAGCUUCAAGGCGACGUUAUGGCUUGUGGUUAUGAAGAUGUCCUCGUCAUGUGGUCAAUUCUUGACAAGUCAAACUCUUCAAACAAUCUCUCUUCUUGA
Arabis nemorensis is the source of this 246-nucleotide messenger RNA. The record is from the annotation of a GenBank genome assembly. Lineage: Eukaryota; Viridiplantae; Streptophyta; Magnoliopsida; Brassicales; Brassicaceae.